AUGGCGCCUGAGAAGAAGACCAACGAUGGGUACGAAUGGACUCCCAAGUCUGUCUCGGUUUCGAAAGGCCUCGAAAGUGAUGCAGUUGUUCAACCUCCUAGACGAUUGGAAUCGAUUCCCAACCGCUUGUAUGACACCAUUGUAAUUGGCGCGGGAUAUGCUGGCCUUGCAGCCGCGCGAGAUCUUUCAACCAACGGCCACUCCGUGUUACUGCUUGAAGCUCGAGACCGUAUUGGGGGACGAACCUAUACAGUAAAAAAAGAUGGAUUUCUCUACGAAAUGGGAGGUACUUGGGUCACCCACCACAUGGGGUACUUGCUCAGAGAGAUGACAAGAUACAACAUGGAUCGUGAUCUCAUGGAAACUGGCAUUGCGGAUAAAAGUGAUGGAUACUAUACCAUCAACGUUCCAGGUGCGAAGCCGAGAAGAACAACCCACGAAGAAGCCGGAGCCAUGACAUCUCGAGCCUGGGAUCUUUUCGUGAACGUCGAUGGUCAACAUUGUCGCACGAUCUGCCCUUUGCCCCACGCACAGCUGAAUAACAUCGUUGUGAAUCGAUCAACCAUUGAGAAAUGGGACCAGAUGUCUUGUCAGGACCGAUACGUGCAAAUCAAGGACCAGCUCAGCGCCGAAGAAAGAGGACUUCUUGUAUCGUUGCUCUUGCACAUCUCGGGCGGUGACAUGGAGAACAGCAGCUUCUGGGAUAUGGCACGAUCUCACGCUCUUAUGACGCACGACUCCAAAAACUUCGGUGAUAUCUGGCUUCGAUACAAGUUGAGACAAGGACAGACAGCCCUCGCUAAGCGAAUGCUCGGGGAAGCCGUUGACUAUGGCGUCGAGUACAUCUUCUCGUUCCCUGUCAGCUCCGUCAUCCAACGAUUGGAUGGUAUUCAGGUCCGCGGUUUUUCAGGGCAAACGUUCAGGGCUCACAAGGUGGUUUGCACCAUUCCACUUAACGUUCUGAAGGAUGUCCAGUUCAUACCCCCGCUCUCGACGACUCGCCGCGAAGCCAUCGAGCUGGGACAUGUCAACCAGAUGUCGAAGAUACACGUCGAUGUAAGCAACCCUGAGCUCGAGGGUUGGAACGGCAUGCGCUUUCCUGGUGCUCUGAUGUACGGCUACGGCGACGGUGUCCUUCCUAAUGGGAAUGUCCAUCUUGUCGGUUUCGGGAAGGACAAAAAGGGAGCGUUUGUACCAGAGGAAAAUCCAAAGGCAGCCGUCGACGCCUUUGAGCAGCUCCAUCCGAUGAAUGUUCAGAGAAUGGCAAGUCACUAUGACUAUCUUGAUACGAUUCCGCAUAUGUUAAUGAUGCUCAGAUAUUCCACAAUUGGUGUACCGAUCCAUACUCUAAAGGGGGUCCGGCAUGGUGGAGGCCUGGAUAUAUGUCCAAGUAUCAGGAUGAGCUUCAGAGAAGACAUGGAGAUAUCCUCUUUGCUAGUGGUGAUUGGGCUCAUGGCUGGCGAGCCUCUAUUGAUGGUGCACUUGAACAGGGCAUCAUGA
Molecule: messenger RNA, 1500 nt
Organism: Colletotrichum aenigma
Lineage: Eukaryota; Fungi; Ascomycota; Sordariomycetes; Glomerellales; Glomerellaceae
Gene: maoN-0
Product: Monoamine oxidase N
Exons: 4
Coding region: 1-1500 (499 amino acids)
Molecular function (GO): oxidoreductase activity
Source: RefSeq, a predicted model, not a curated record